AUGGCCACCUUCCUUUUAAGGUCUAACAAAAUGGUCCAUGCCUUGACCUGGUUUUGUCUCGUGCUAAUGAUUCAUAAUGGUGCUUCCUAUGAGUUCAUAGUUGGUGGCCGAAAAGGUUGGAGUGUUCAAGGUGACUCCAGUUUCAAUCCUUUCAAUCAAUGGGCUGAAAAGAGCCGUUUUCAAGUAGGAGACUCCCUAGUGUUCAACUAUCAAACUGGCCAAGACUCAGUGUUUUAUGUAAAGAGUGAAGACUAUGCAAGUUGCAACACUGCUUCACCUUAUGCAGAAUUCUCUGAUGGUCACACAGUUUUCAAACUCAACCAAUCAGGCCCUCAUUUCUUCAUCAGUGGAAACAAAGACAACUGUGUCAAAAAUGAGAAAAUAAAAAUCAUUGUUCUGUCUGACAGAAGCAAAAGCAACAGUGGUUCCGGUUCAUCAAACACUAAUCAAACAAGCAAUGUUUCUCCGCCUUCGCCACAGUCAUCGUCAUCGCCUCCUUCACCAGCUCCUUCUAAGCCAGAUGGUCAAUCUCCAUCACCAUCUAGUGAUCAUUGUCAUCCUAUUCGCAAUGCCGCUUCUUCGCUCUUUGUCAGCUUUGCUGGUUUUGUGGGAACAUUCUUGGCUUCAGUUCUAAUUUUAUCUAAGUAUGUUUAG
Molecule: messenger RNA, 654 nt
Organism: Lathyrus sativus (Indian pea)
Lineage: Eukaryota; Viridiplantae; Streptophyta; Magnoliopsida; Fabales; Fabaceae
Source: the annotation of a GenBank genome assembly